AUGUCAAAACGAAACAAGAGAGAACGCAUCUCGUAUAAGCAAGCCGAUGAUUUUGUAUCUGAUUUCGAUAGCGACGUAGAAAAUGAAGAUGAUCAAGGAGAGUACAAACCAAAAAGCAGACCGAAAGCAAAGACCACCAAAUCAAAAAGGAAGCAACCCACGUUACCACCCACCACCAACACAGAUGCCACAGUCCAUGGUACAUGGGAUGAGGAGCGCACAAAAGAGCUCGCCAAGAAAUACCCAGAUACCUAUUGGAAAUUCCAUGCCAACGUCCCUGAGAGCCAUAUGAUUAAAACCAUAAACUCGCAAUCUCCACUGGUUAGUAUUCCGUGCACCAUGACAGAUCAAGGCCCCAUUACAAGUAUGACGCUGUCCGACGAUGGUUCUCUUCUUGUAACCUACUCCAACACAGGCGCUGUCAAACUAUACGACAUCCAGGAUGACUUUCGACUGGUCCGCAAACUAAGAGACACGGACGAAAAACACAUUGAUGAAUUCUAUUGCGGUACACUGACACCCAACGGACUACUUGCUGUUGGAGGCAAGUCAAAAGACCGAUAUCGAUGGUCUGCCAACGAUGCGGAUAACCAUAUUUUACCUUGCGCUAUAAAGAUAUUCAAUGUGUGUGAGAACAAAUUAGUGGCGAGACUAGAGGGACACGAAGAGGAGAUCCUGAGCAUCAAAAAAGUGGUUUUUAUGGAGCAAAACUACUUGAUUUCGACAAGCCAGGAUGGUUCCAUUCGUAAAUGGCAAAUGGCUGAGGAUUGGCAAACGCUGAUAGCAUCUACCAAGAUGAAAGACGAUGUUACUUGCAUGGCAUUCACUGUUUCUUUUCUACCAAACACAGGCAACAAGUACUUUAUAGCAGCUACAGACGAACAUUUACGACUGUAUGAUUUCGAACAAGCAGCGUUAAUUCAGACAUUUCCGAGCAUGUACUCUUCCUAUUGUGAUUGCGCUAAAUUUGUUAAUUGGCUGGAUGAUGAUACAUCUAGUAGCCAUAGUCAAUAUGCAUGGCUCAUCAGUCGAGGUGCUGAACUGUGUGACCAAAGUGAGGGAGUCUCAUCAAAACCCAAUACAUGUACAUUGCAUAAGCUGAUCUAUCCUACCAACGCGCAAGAAGGGUUUAUAUUGGAACAACACAAGACUUAUCAACACCAAGACUACCACGCCAAUUCUUGGCUAGUCAAAAUCACUUGCAAUGGCCGCUAUUUAUUAGCACCAACUGUAUAUGGACAAAUCUUUGUUUUCAAUAUCAAGUCGGGCCAAGUUACUGCGAUCAUCAAAGGGCAUCAAGACAUGGAAGUACGGGAUGUUAUUUUCCAUCCAUAUCGACCGCUGAUAUUCUCUUGUGGUGAUGAUGGCUGUGUAAAGGUAUAUACCUCUGAAUCAAAGUAG
Mucor velutinosus is the source of this 1401-nucleotide messenger RNA. RefSeq lists its product as uncharacterized. Gene Ontology annotation, cellular component: Cdc73/Paf1 complex. The record is from RefSeq and is a predicted model, not a curated record. Gene Ontology annotation, molecular function: protein binding. Lineage: Eukaryota; Fungi; Mucoromycota; Mucoromycetes; Mucorales; Mucoraceae. The coding region runs from base 1 to 1401 and encodes 466 amino acids. The transcript is spliced from 5 exons.